This is a messenger RNA of Astyanax mexicanus (Mexican tetra), 7144 nucleotides long. RefSeq names its product transcription activator BRG1. Gene Ontology annotation, molecular function: ATP-dependent chromatin remodeler activity; histone binding; ATP binding. NCBI's taxonomy places the organism in Eukaryota, Metazoa, Chordata, Actinopteri, Characiformes, Acestrorhamphidae. The coding region runs from base 161 to 5038 and encodes 1625 amino acids. Gene Ontology annotation, cellular component: nucleus. Gene Ontology annotation, biological process: positive regulation of transcription by RNA polymerase II. The record is from RefSeq and is a predicted model, not a curated record. The transcript has 33 exons.
CACGGCUCUCCGUACAUGCCCAGCCUCUAGAUGAGCUGCAUGCUACAGGGCUUACGGUAAUUACGGCCAGAGCCUCGGUCUGCUAUAGAUAUGCAACAGCGAGGGCUGCGCUGACUCCGCUGCAACUUCAAUUGCAAUAUCGCCUGGAGACAGCAGGAGGAUGUCCACUCCAGACCCUCCGUUAGGUGGGACCCCCCGGCCCGGACCGUCCCCUGGUCCAGGGCCAUCUCCUGGAGCGAUGCUGGGCCCAGGACCCUCCCCUGGAUCCUCCCACAGCAUGAUGGGCCCGAGCCCCGGACCCCCAACCACAUCUGGACAUUCUCUGCCUCAGCAAGGACCAUCUGGAUACACACAGCAGGAGAGCAUGCACCAAAUGCACAAACCUCUGGAGGGCCUGCAUGAGAAGAACAUGGGAGAAGACUCACGCUUUGGUCAGAUGAAAGGAGUGCCCAUGAGAGCUGGAGCACAUGCUGGUAUGGGACCACCACCAAGCCCUAUGGACCAGCACUCGCAAGGCUACCCCUCUCCUUUAGGCUCCUCUGAUCACGUCUCCAGCCCUCUCCCGGCAGGAGCUCCGCCCUCCGGCCCCCUCCUGUCCUCUUCUGGACCCUCCUCUGCCCCACUAGAAGGCACCGACUCCCAGCAGAACCGCCCUGGAGGAGGUUCAAAUUCGGGUAGCAGCACCCCAGGCUCCUCCACCAACCCCACACCCUUCAACCAGAACCAGCUCCACCAGCUGAGGGCGCAGAUCAUGGCCUAUAAGAUGCUGGCACGUGGGCAGCCCCUCCCGGACCACCUGCAGAUGGCAGUGCAGGGCAAGCGGCCCAUGCCGGGUAUGCAGCAGGGCCAGACCAUGCCAAGUCUUCCCCCUGGUGGAGGAGGGGGGCCUAGCACGGGCCCGGGACCCCUGGGCCCCAACUACAACAGAGGGCAUGUGUGUGCCGGCUGCUCCGCAGGGAUGACUGGACCCAACAUGCCUCCACCCGGCCCGUCUGGUGUCCCACCCGGCAUGCAGGGCCCCCCUGCCAACGGACCACCAAAAACCUGGCCUGAGGGUCCCAUGGUGAAUGCAGCCACUCCCUCCAAUGCUCCUCAGAAGCUGAUUCCCCCUCAGCCCACAGGCCGCCCAUCUCCUGCGCCACCCUCUGUGCCCUCUGCUGCCUCUCCAGUCAUGCCCCCUCAGACCCAGUCGCCUGGACACCCGGGCCACCCAGCCCAGCCCACGCCCAUGAUCCCCCUGCAUCAGAAACAAAACCGCAUCACUCCCAUCCAGAAACCCUGCGGGCUGGACCCUGUGGAGAUCCUUCAGGAGAGAGAGUACAGGCUUGAGGCACGCAUUACACACCGAAUCCAGGAGUUGGAGAAUCUUCCGGGCUCUUUAGCAGGAGAUCUGCGCACAAAGGCUACGAUAGAACUUAAAGCACUCAGACUGCUGAACUUCCAGAGACAGCUGCGUCAGGAGGUGGUGGUGUGCAUGCGGCGUGAGACGGCUCUGGAAACGGCCCUGGAUGCUAAGGCCUAUAAGAGAAGUAAGAGGCAGUCACUCCGGGAGGCUCGCAUCACAGAGAAACUGGAGAAGCAGCAGAAGAUUGAACAAGAGCGCAAACGACGACAGAAGCACCAGGAAUAUCUGAACAGCAUCCUCCAGCAUGCCAAGGACUUUAAGGAGUAUCAUCGUUCCAUCACUGGAAAGAUCCAAAAGCUGACCAAAGCUGUUGCAACGUACCAUGCCAACACUGAGAGGGAGCAGAAGAAGGAGAAUGAACGCAUCGAGAAAGAGAGAAUGAGGAGACUGAUGGCUGAGGAUGAGGAGGGCUACAGGAAGCUGAUUGAUCAGAAGAAGGACAAGCGGCUGGCCUACCUGCUGCAGCAGACUGACGAGUAUGUGGCCAACCUCACUGAGCUGGUGCGUGCCCACAAAGCUGCACAGGCCCUCAAAGAGAAGAAGAAGAAGAAAAAGAAGAAGAAGAAGCUGGAGAACGCAGAGGGGCAGCCGGUGGCACUGGGGCCAGAUGGAGAGCCACUGGAUGAGACAAGUCAGAUGAGUGACCUGCCAGUGAAGGUGAUCCAUGUGGACAGUGGGAAAAUCCUGACUGGAGUAGACGCUCCCAAAGCUGGACAGUUGGAGACCUGGCUGGAGAUGAACCCGGGAUAUGAGGUGGCUCCAAGAUCAGAUAGUGAGGACACAGGGUCAGAGGAGGAAGAGGAGGAAGAGGAGGAGCUGCAGCCAUCACAGGCUCCUGUAGAGGAGAAGAAGAAGAUUCCAGAUCCCGACAGUGAGGAUGUAUCAGAAGUGGACGCCCGGCACAUCAUUGAACACGCUAAACAGGAUGUGGAUGACGAGUACGGUGGGGCUGCAUUCGCGCGGGGUCUGCAGUCGUAUUACGCAGUCGCUCAUGCAGUCACAGAAAGAGUGGACAAGCAGUCUUCACUGCUGAUCAACGGUCAGCUCAAACAGUAUCAGAUUAAGGGUUUGGAGUGGCUGGUAUCUCUGUACAAUAAUAAUCUAAACGGAAUUCUAGCUGAUGAAAUGGGAUUAGGGAAAACCAUCCAGACGAUCGCACUCAUCACCUACCUCAUGGAGUACAAACGCCUCAAUGGUCCCUAUCUCAUCAUUGUGCCCCUCUCAACUCUCUCUAACUGGGUAUACGAGUUCGACAAAUGGGCGCCAUCUGUGGUAAAAGUCUCUUACAAGGGAUCACCUGCAGCCAGACGAGCUUUCGUGCCUCAACUCCGCAGCGGCAAGUUCAACGUUCUUCUCACCACUUACGAAUACAUCAUCAAAGACAAGCAAGUGCUGGCCAAGAUUCGCUGGAAGUACAUGAUCGUAGACGAGGGUCACCGAAUGAAGAACCACCACUGUAAGUUGACCCAGGUGCUGAACACACACUACCUGGCCCCCAGACGAGUGCUCCUGACAGGCACCCCGCUGCAGAACAAGCUGCCUGAGCUGUGGGCCCUGCUCAACUUCCUGCUGCCCACCAUCUUCAAAAGCUGCAGCACCUUUGAACAGUGGUUCAAUGCCCCCUUUGCAAUGACUGGAGAGAAGGUGGAUCUGAAUGAGGAGGAGACUAUACUGAUUAUCCGGCGUCUGCACAAGGUGCUCCGCCCUUUCCUGUUGCGCCGGCUUAAGAAGGAAGUGGAAGCCCAAUUACCUGAGAAGGUGGAGUAUGUGAUAAAGUGUGACAUGUCAGCACUUCAGAGGGUUCUCUACAGACACAUGCAGGCCAAAGGUGUUCUGCUUACAGACGGAUCCGAAAAAGACAAGAAGGGUAAAGGUGGCACUAAAACUCUGAUGAACACCAUCAUGCAGUUGCGGAAAAUAUGUAAUCAUCCCUACAUGUUCCAGCAGAUUGAGGAGUCCUUUUCAGAGCACCUGGGAUUCUCGGGUGGUAUAGUGCAAGGUGCUGACCUGUAUCGAGCAUCUGGGAAGUUUGAGGUGCUGGAUCGGAUCCUGCCCAAACUCAGAGCAACCAAUCACAAAGUGCUGCUCUUCUGUCAGAUGACCACGCUGAUGACCAUCAUGGAGGACUACUUUGCUUACCGCAACUUUAAAUACCUCCGUCUGGAUGGGACCACUAAAGCAGAGGAUCGGGGCAUGCUGCUGAAAACAUUUAAUGACCCUGAAUCCCAGUAUUUCAUCUUCCUUCUGAGCACCAGGGCCGGGGGGCUGGGCCUUAACUUGCAGAGUGCUGACACAGUGGUCAUCUUUGACAGUGACUGGAAUCCUCACCAGGACCUGCAGGCGCAGGACCGUGCUCACCGCAUCGGUCAGCAGAACGAGGUGCGGGUGCUGCGCUUGUGCACUGUGAACAGUGUGGAGGAGAAAAUCCUCGCUGCUGCCAAAUACAAGCUCAACGUGGAUCAGAAGGUCAUCCAAGCCGGCAUGUUUGACCAGAAGUCGUCCAGCCAUGAGCGCCGUGCCUUCCUACAGGCCAUCCUGGAGCAUGAGGAGCAGGAUGAGGAGGAGGACGAGGUUCCAGAUGAUGAGACUGUAAAUCAGAUGAUUGCAAGGAGUGAAGAGGAGUUUGAUCACUUUAUGCGGAUGGAUCUGGACCGCCGGCGGGAGGAGGCGCGGAAUCCGAAGCGCAAGCCUCGUCUGAUGGAGGAGGACGAGCUGCCCACCUGGAUCAUGAAGGACGAUGCCGAGGUGGAGCGGCUGACCUGUGAGGAGGAGGAGGAGAAGAUGUUUGGCCGUGGAUCUCGCCAGAGGAAAGAGGUCGACUACAGCGACUCGCUCACUGAGAAACAGUGGCUUAAGGCUAUAGAGGAGGGCACCCUGGAGGAGAUUGAGGAGGAAGUGCGCCAUAAGAAGACCACGCGAAAGAGGAAGAGAGAUCGUGACCUGGACGCAGGCCCGUCCACCUCCGGCACCCGCAGCGGGAGGGACAAAGACGAGGAGAGUAAAAGACAGAAAAAACGUGGACGUCCCCCUGCAGAGAAACUAACCCCCAACCCUCCAGCCCUCACAAAAAAGAUGAAGAAGAUUGUGGAUGCCAUGAUUAAAUACAAAGAGAGCAGUAAUGGCCGCCAGCUUAGCGAGGUGUUCAUCCAGCUGCCGUCUCGCAAAGAGCUGCCGGAGUAUUACGAGCUGAUCCGCAAACCUGUCGACUUCCGCAAAAUCAAGGAGCGAAUCCGUAGUCAUCGCUAUCGCAGUUUGAAUGAUUUGGAGAGGGAUGUAAUGCUGCUGUGUCAGAAUGCUCAGACCUUUAACCUGGAGGGCUCUCUGAUUUACGAGGACUCCAUCGUGCUGCAGUCUGUGUUCACCAGCCUGCGGCAGAAGAUUGAGAAGGAGGAGGAGAGCGAGGGAGAGGAGAGUGAGGAAGAGGAGGAGGAGCAGGAUGAAGGCUCUGAAUCUGAGUCUCGCUCUGUGAAGGUGAAGAUCAAACUGGGCCGGAAGGAGCGCAGUGUGGAAAGGGGAAAAGGCAGGAGGAGGGGCGGGAGGACCAGAGCCAAGCCUGUGGUCAGUGACGAUGAUACUGAGGAAGAGCAAGAAGAGGAACGCUCCAACAGUGCCAGUGAAGAAGAGCAGGGAUGAAGAAACUAUCCUGCAUAAAAUACAUGUCUCCUACCAGGUUCAAAAGUUUAAAGCCUCAAUCAGGAUGUUUCUAGGCCCAAAGAAUCAUCAAAUCAAAUCAAAUUUAUUUGUAUAGCGCUUUUUACAACUGGUGUUGGCACAAAGCCGCUUUAUAGAAACAUGAUUACAGGACAAAGGAUCAGGCAAAAACAUUAAACAUACAAAAUACAGAAGAAGACUGGAGAUGUGUGUUUUUGUAGCAUCAGCAGAGCAGAGAUGAUUCUGUAUGCUUGUUUUCAGAUCUAACAGUUUUAUUGUAUUUUUCUGGCCCAUUUCUCCAUUAUUGGCCUUUUUUAACAUGUAAUAGUGCAAGGACUGGGCGAUACAUUGAAUAUUAAUGUAUAAAUUGAAUAAUAAUGUAUAAAUUGAGUUAGGAUUGUAAAUAUUAUGAGAACCUAAAUGUGCCUCAUCCUGUGCUAUUUAAAAAAAUAUGUGCUCCUUUUUUGGUAAAGGAUUUGUAAAAAUCACAGCAGUAUCACAUACUGAAAAUACUGUUAACCUGACCUCUUUUAUAUUAGUAUUCUUCUUUUGCUGAAGAAGUGUCCCUCAGAACACUGUCCCGCAUAUUAGAUAGAUGUGAUAGAUAGAUAGAUACUUUAUUGAUCCCAGAGGGGAAAUUUUGGAAAUCGUUAUAGUGUUUCCCUGCUUCCAACUAAUGUAUUGUGUGAAUUACCAUACUAUGCUUAUAUUAUAUAAAUUACCAUACCCUGCUUAUAUUAUAUGAAUAACCAUACUCUACUAAACCUGAAAAAUCACCCACAGGCUAUGAGCUAGGCUUGCAGAGCAAGCUGGAGUACAGGCUAUGCUAACUGCUAACUGUUAGCAAUUUGUUGCUAACUGCUAGCUGUGUUCAUUUACUAUGGCUAAUGUUACUAUAUGAUAAUUACAACCUCUUUAUUGAGGUAAUACAGGCAUUUUAACGGAGGAAACACAGUAAAAUGUGCAGUAUAGCUCUUAAACUAUUUUUUGCCCAAAAAAUACAGAGAAAUACCAAGAUUUUAGUUUUUUAUAAUUCCAUAUAGACAAGGUUCUCUCGUACAUUCAAUUCAUCACAUUUUAUUCAUCGUAUCGCCCAGUCCUGCAUACAGAUUCAAUAAACUUCCUGAUUGGAGCUUUACACAGACUGAUCACAGAGACUGGACCUGGCCAGUCUAUAUACAGUACUUGGGAUUUGUUCACAGUGUGGAAUUAGGUGAAUUAGUUUAGAUAGCUAUAACUAAUUUACCUACACUGUUGUAUCUAAUGAAAACAAUGUGUCAUCCAAAACCAAAAUGUGUGCUGUUAGUGAAACGCUUGCAUGUGCAUCAGUGUUUUAACGUGAAUGCAGCUUGUGGACCCAUAAGUUUUUGUUUUGUUGUGCUUCUUAGUUUUUUUUUUACUAUGAAACAUCGCUUCUGGCUAUGAACUGGGUGAAGAUACUGGAGUGUGUGUGGGUGUGUGAAUCAUGAAGCACAGUAUUUAGUUUAUGGUAUUGUGCUGAUGUAAGAUUUGGGGCAUUUUUAGUCAUAUGAUUGGUACACAACAGUGUAAUGUCCAGCUGCAUGUGUUUCAGUGCUUAGUGCUCGAGUUGUUAAUAUGUCGUAUUAGCUUUUUCCCCCCAACUUAAGGUACUUUAACUAAAAUGUUAAGACUGUCACCAAGAUCGUGUGUAAGCGAACCAUUGAGCUCCAUGUAUAUGAACCCGAAUCCUUAAAAAAGUGUGACACCACCGUCUGACGCACAAUUGGUAUAAAGGAUAGUCUUGACGUGUAAGCUGCUCUGGAUAAGAGCGUAUUUUAGAUCAAUUAUAAUAUGGAUGUUGUUUUUGAAUGUGCACUGCUUUGUAACAGCAUGCUGAAUCGCUGUAGCCUUACCCAUGAGUUUUACUUUUUGUAGAAAUGUAACUGGAUGUUACGUAGAUUUUGUUCAUGUUUUUAAGAAAUGAAGUUGGAGGACGUCUCCACUGUUGUGGUGAUGUCAAAACAGUGACCUUGCACUGCAGAGAGCAAUUUUUUUCCUGUAUUGUUUAGUCAGCGAGUGUCAGUGGAUGCUCAGAUAUAACAAUAAAAUACUGCAAUACAGCAUUUA